Aspergillus ibericus CBS 121593 is the source of this 1487-nucleotide messenger RNA. Its product is annotated as DNA/RNA non-specific endonuclease. Gene Ontology annotation, molecular function: RNA endonuclease activity; metal ion binding; nucleic acid binding. Gene Ontology annotation, biological process: apoptotic DNA fragmentation. NCBI's taxonomy places the organism in Eukaryota, Fungi, Ascomycota, Eurotiomycetes, Eurotiales, Aspergillaceae. Bases 317 to 1309 code for a protein of 330 amino acids. Gene Ontology annotation, cellular component: mitochondrial inner membrane; nucleus. The record is from RefSeq and is a predicted model, not a curated record. The transcript has a single exon.
CGCAAGGUUGGUGGAAACUGGCCAAUUUCUCUGUGGAUAAGGGAAAGACGGAGAUGUUUGGGGAUUUCCCUUUUGAUCGCCGUAUACUUCCGAUCAUCUGAUUGCCGCCCGCUGAUUGGCUUUCCGCUUGAGCUUCAAUUUUACCCUCUUCGGCAUCCAGGAUUUCUCCUUCCGACCCAUUUUCUCCAAUCCGCCGCGCCCUUCCUCCGCCCUCACCCUCGACUUCUUCCCCAUCUCUCCCCGCUCUUCUCGCCUCCUCCUCCUCCUCCUCCUCCUUCUCCUCGAGCCUUUAUUCCUCCUCCCCUCCACACACACCAUGUCCAAGGCCACCAUUGCGGCCAUUGCCGCCGCCAGUGCGGCCACCGGCGCCGGCCUGACGGCUCUCCUCUACUCGUCCCCCAAACCUCAGCCUCAACAGCAGCAGCAGCAACAGAUCUCAAUUUCUCCACCUCCCUCCUCCACAGCCAAGCUCCCCGCCCCUCAACCCGCUGCUCCCUCUCUCGCUCCUAAACCCACCAGCCUCGCCCCCGUCGACCCAGCCGGCAUCUACCAAUAUGGCUUCCCCGGCCCCGUCGCCGACACACUCCUUUCCGCGCCCCUAGCCGGCGCGUACGACCGUCGCAUGCGCAACCCCUCCUGGGUCGCCGAACACAUCACCCCUCAAUCCCUCGCCCAGAAGAACGCCGACCGCAAGAGCAGCACCUUCUACGAAGACACCACCAUCCCGCCGCUCUUCCGCGCCAAACUGGCCGACUACUUCCGCUCGGGCUACGAUCGCGGCCACCAGGUCCCCGCCGCCGACGCCAAAUGGUCCCAGGGCGCCAUGGACGCCACGUUCGCGUUGACCAACAUGUGUCCCCAGGUCGGAGAGGGCUUCAACCGCGACUACUGGGCGCACUUUGAGGAAUUCUGCCGCGACUUGGCCAAGAAGUAUCCCUCCGUUCGCGUCGUCACUGGUCCUCUGUACCUGCCUUCCCGUGAUCAGGAUGGCAAGUGGCGCGUCUCGUACGAGGUUAUCGGUAACCCGCCUAACGUUGCCGUCCCGACCCACUUCUAUAAGGUGAUCUAUGCGGAGGAGAGCCCGGCCACGGCUGGAAAGGUCGCGCUGGGCGCGUUCGUGCUGCCCAAUGCUCGUAUCUCGAAUGAUAAGCGGUUGGCUGAGUUUGAGGUGCCGUUGGAGGCGGUCGAGCGGGCGAGCGGUUUGGAGUUCGCGGGCAAGCUGGAUGCUGGUCGUCGUAAGCGUCUGUGCCAGGAGGUCAAGUGCGAUGUUGUUGUCCGCGAGUUCAACAAUGCCAACAAGCGGUCUUAGGCGUGGUAUAGUGUAGAUUGGUGCCUGGAUUGCUGUGAACACAGCGAGGACGGCGUUUCGCCGGGCCGGGGAACCUAUGAUUAUUGUACUCUAGACUAUUAUUAUUCCCUCGUCGGCAUUGGAUAUUAUUUCGGCUACACCACUGUAUAGCUUAAUACGGCAUUCAUAUCAAAUUGAA